AUGACUUGCGUCGUCGGGAUAGGUGUCAUCACAAUAGCUCCGCAUUCUUGUAGUGUGUGUAGCUAUGCUCCAGGUUCAAUACCCUUUGAUGGGUACGGGUUUUGUGGUCUUAGGCAUGUGAGUGAUCAUCACGACGCUAGGUGUCCGCAUUGUGAUGGUUUGAUGAAUGUCCCAAUGACGUUCUUUAGGUGGCCUAGUAAUGAAGAAGCUACGGUGAAGGAGACUGUUACUUAUAUGGUGAUGGAUGACCUUUUAGUCAAGCCAAUGUCCACUAUCACAAGCAUUACUCACAUCAAUAACUAUGGUGUGAAAGGAUUUGAGCCAGCUUGA
This is a messenger RNA of Lactuca virosa, 330 nucleotides long. The record is from the annotation of a GenBank genome assembly. Lineage: Eukaryota; Viridiplantae; Streptophyta; Magnoliopsida; Asterales; Asteraceae.